CGCACAUUAUACUGGAGUUACAAACGAUUAUAAUUUGAAGGCAGAACCAGGACGAUGUAGUAGGUAUUACAAGGAACUGUAACUACAGUGUUUGGAUUUUUCGGUGAAAGCAAAAAUUAUGAAGUUAAAUUCUAUAUAAGUUGAAAGCUAAAAACAAGGAUAUUCCUUACACGCUUCAUUCAGUGUCUUUAGGAAGCUGUGUAUUCUUUAUGAUCCUGAGCGAUCAAUUACAGGAUUCAAGGGGAAGUAGGCGAAGUAGGUAGCGAUUGAUCGAUAUGAAGUUUUAUAGUCUUUGUCAUUUUGACUGUUUUAAAUAGUCUUGUCAUUUUGACACUUGUUAUUUUGAAAGAAUUAAUUUACAAUCACUCUGAAAUUUUGUCAUUUGUAUUUAAACCUUAUGUUGAAGGAAUAAAGUGUUUUUCAAAAUAUAUUUUUUGUAAGCCUAAGAGUUGGUGUAGGAAAUUGUAAACAGCGCAGAAUCGUGAAAUUUUCACCCAUGCGCAUUGGAAACAUCCGAUUUUCCAGGUCGAUUGCGGUUUUCCGUUUAGUUUUUCAGCUGAUCACGCAUUCUACGGGCGCACUGCAGACCAUCCGUGGGUCAUGUGCGAAACUGUAACAGCGUAGUUAAUUCGCUGUAUUCGCGUCGUGUAGUUUGAUUAGCUAGUGCCAGUGAAGAUGUUCUCAGGUCUCACAAACCAGGUCAGCUCAUGGAUGGGAGCCGCUAAGGGCGAGCCGCAAGAUGAAGAAGUACCCACCCCUACCAAAGACGCAACAGCAGAGGCCGCAGCCGACGUCGAAAGACAAAGUCCAACUAAAGGUGGCAGCAAGCUGGACAUCAUCACCAACGUGAAGUCACAGAUGACCGGUUGGCUUGGUUCUGGCAUCCCUAUACCCGGGUUGAGAAAAAAUGAACCUGCUGCUGCUGAAUCUGCGGAGCCAGCUCCCGAACCAGAGCCUGAAUUGAAGACAGACAUCAAGGACGACGAUGAUAACUCCAGUGCCACUGGCGGCGCGGACAGCCGACCAGCUUCCACCGGGGGCACCCCUACUGAAGAGCAGCCGGCAGGUGUUGGCAACGGUCAACAGAGUAAAAAACAGUUAUUCACAGUAGACGCUCUAGAAGUGCCCGAUAUGCAGGAGUUGACAACAAAAGCGGUCGCCGGCGCCAAGUCCCUGGGCAACUUCCUGUACUCCGCCGUGAACAAAGCCGGAGCCAAGGUCAGCGAGGCCAGCGCCAAGAUCAAGAAGACGGUGGAAGAGAACGUAUUAAAGUUUUUUCCUGCCAAGCAGUUGAUAAAACUUUGGAAAUAGUAGAAAUCUGUCAGGGCAAGGUCUGGUGAGUACGGGUGAUGACGCAACAUUUUACUUCAGUCUUAUAGCUUAAAGACCUUAUCGUGGCAUGAGAGGUCAAGCGUUGUUAUUCAGCAGGGGCAACCAACUAAUGAUUCACUAACUUCACCAUCAUUCUAUUUAAUUCCUCACAUAGUACAUCUGUAGUACUGAUGUUCCUGAUGGAAAAUCCCUUUUUUUGUGCCUGUUAAGCAACACAAGGCAUACCUAACUAUUUUCAUUUGCGGCAUCCACUCUUAAAUUUUUUUUACGUUGCCAAUUUGACGCAAAUGGAUUAAUAUUGUUUUGAUGCUAAUAUUCAAUGCUGCUGCUAGCUUAGCAUAGAUUUAAUAUCGUUAGCUUCCACUAUCGCUUUUGUCGUCAUUGUUGACUUUAGUUUUCAGGCAACAAUGUGAUCAUUUUUACAUCAAAAUUUCCAUCCAAUAAUGAAUCAUGUGUUCGACAUUACUGUGACAGAACUUAUUUUAUAAGAUGAAAAGGGUACAAAGUGAAAAAAAAACACUAAUAAACACGUGACUGAAUUUAGCAAUAGUAUUUUUUCUUAAAAAACAAUUCAUUUGAUUUUAGAAUUUAUUACCUAUACAUAAAAUACAUAUUUAAUCUAUAUAAUAAAUUAUGUUUCAAAUGGUCAGUAAUGUAAAAUAACUAAUAUAUUAACAUAAAAAUGGGAUCAUUAGUUCUUUUUUCCUGAAACAGUGAAGGCAGUGUUUUGUGAAGAUAGCUGGAAGUCUUGUUACCUGAACAAUAGAUAACAUGUACAAAAUGAUUUUUUGUGAUCAAUAGACAAAAUGCUAUGAAACAACCAAAAAAUAUUGAUGGAUUGUGUAUUGCAAGCAAUGUAGUUGGAACAAAUAACAGAUGUCAAUGGAAGAAUAAGGACUAUUCUGCUAACCCCUGAUAAUAAGGAAGAUUUGAAAUGUAAUAAAAUGACAGAAUAAAGACCUGGUAAGUUGACAGGUGUCGAAGGCGGCUCAUUGAUGGAGACCUCAAUGGCCUUCUUUCUGUUCUCCUCAAUCUUUUGUUUGAAUAUCUCAUUCUCUUUUAUGUCGUUUAGACGUUUCUGCUUCAAUUCCAUUGCAUACCUUCAAAUCAAUAUUAAUUACUUAUCACACUGUACUGUAAGACUAAAAAAAUCAAUUUGUGGAUAUUGAUCUGGCAAAUGUUGUAUUUGCAGUUUUGGGAGUAAAUAAUGGUCUAAUAUGGACAGACAUUACAUAUCUUUAUGUCUGAUAAUGAUAAUGUCAUUGUCUGAAAUUGUUUUAUGUUUGAGUAUAUUUAUUUAAAUUGGCUUUAACAGCUUUAGUCUGCCAGCAUGAAACCAUUUCAUACAGUAUAUUGAGUGGUGAAUGAAAAGUCUAUCCACUAUCACGUUCAUUCACACAAUCCACCUAUCCACUUAUAGUAUUACGAGUAUAAAUAUUUAAGCAUGAAAACACUUUAAUGCCUUCUCUGGACAGACUAUUGGCUGUGGCUCCUUCCUAUACAUGACAAGAUGACUAGCUAUUUUUUAAAUGUUAAAUAAUAUUAGAUUUGAGCAAGAAAAAGUAUUAUUGUGUGCGCAUUGCUAUCUUUAUUAUCUGUACAAGAUUAAUUGUGAUGAAUGUGUUUUUUAGCCACUUUACCUGUCUAUAAGACUGUUCUUUAGUUUCUCAGCAGCAUCAAUAGCCUUGUUAGGGUUCUUAGCUCCCAGCAUGCUGUUGUAGUAUGACUUAUCCUUCAGAUACUCCUUAUCUUUGCUCAGAUAGGCUAUGACUCUCAAAUAUUUCAUGUAAUAUACGUAGGAGUACUCCUCGUCACCAUUUUUCCGAGCUUCUUCGGCGCUUUCAAACAAUUUCUGUGCUGUCUUGCAUAACCUGAACAAAGACCUCAACAUAUGACUCAAGUUUAGUAUUUUUGCCGUAAUUUAUGCUAUUGAAAAUAAUAAUAACUCACAGGUUAGCCCGUUUCGUUUUCAAAUCUGGAACAUUGUGUAAUUUGUCCAGAUCUUCGAUGCAUUUCCCGAGGUGCAAUUGUUUACGGCGUGUUUCCGUCAUUCUCCGUUUUUAUGCGCUUGCACUGUAUGUGAUACAGAUUCGAUAUGAUUGAAGAUCCUAAUAUCACUAUUCACUACAUUUGGUAAAUAAAUUUUAUGAUUAUUUUGUUGAAAAUUGUCAGCUUCAAACAAAAAAAUAGAUUUAUGUGCCAAACUGUCACAAAAUGUCAGUUUUAGUCUAAUGUCAUUUGUCAGUUGUUGAGUAGUUUUACUUUUCGCACUGUAAAGGCGAAGAAAUCACACCAUGCAGCCAUAUCUUUUUAAAUUAUUUUUCAGAUAAGUAAUAUGAAAUGAAAAAUGAUAUGGAUGAAAUUAGGUGAAGUUGAUUUAUUUGACUGUAAUCGAUUGGGAUGAAAUUCAAUGAUGAUAAUGAAAUGGGAUGAAGUGAAGUCUCAGUAAAAUGGUUUUACUUACAGUGACAUUAGUGGACUUUUUGGAAGAGCCCGAGAAAUUUCGUCCAGCAGAUUUUUUCAGUUUCAAUUGUUAAAGUUCAUGCUUGAGCACUUAGUGGGACAAAUAAAGCAGAUAAACAUGAUACCUUAGUUGGAUAGGGCUUCUCCAGUCUAUGGUAUACUUUACUUCUGUGGCUUUACAAUACAAUAAAUUCAAUAUCUUUAGCCUUAUCUCAGAAUACUUGUACCAAACCAAUACUUUAAUUAUUUCAAAAUAUUAACUUUUAAGCUAUUGCAUAGCUUUCAUCGCGGGCCUUGAGCGCGGCGAACGAAUCAUGAAAUUCCGUAACGAAAAAAACCUUACACCCCUCACUCCGCCUACCAUGUAGCUCGCGUUCAACACAUUCACACGUUGCACUUGUGUAGUGUUUGUGAAUAAGCGCGUGGCGUGACGUCACACUGCAUGCGCAUCAUGAAAAGUCUGCCCAUCUCUCUCUUGCGCGGUCUAGUUUAUGAGUGUGAAGGGGACAGCUACGGUUUUGCUUUUAUUAAUGUUUAAUAUAGCGUGGUCUUGUUUUAUUAUCGUUUUAAUAUUAAAUUAUCGUAGUCUAAUUAUAAUUGCUUAAGUUGAUAAAAAAUGCUAUGCAAAAGCUUUACCGCGGCAGUUCCCGAGUGCCACACGUUUUUAUUUAUUAAUUAUUUCAUUUACAAUGUACAAUAGAAAUUUAAUUAAAAAAAUAAGCUCUAUUGGGUUUAAAUGUUGUAUGUUUUUGCUUUUUUUUACAUUUAUUUUAUUAGAGACGGUCUUCCAGAGUGAAUCAUCCCGUCAUGACUUAUGCAAGUUUAAUAUUCAUUCACGCGGCCUGCAUGCACAUAAACUCUCUUCAGAUCAUCCAAUCCCGUUUCUGCAGGAUACCCGUCGGAGUGCCGUAGUACGUAAGGAAUGUCGAUCUUUACAACAACUUAAAUAUAUAACCGAUACGUAAGUACUUAUAGGAAGCAUCAGAAUGCUACUAUGAAAAGCGGCGGGACACAAUAACUCUCUUUUUGUGGCGUUGUUCAUGCUAGGGCUAGUGUUAGUAAAUUCUCUCAGGUUGAGGAAUCAGGUUCACGCGUAGCUGGAAUAGCUUCUUAGGCUACCAGCGAAUGGGUAGGAAAAAUCAGUGAAUCUGAAUCUGCACGCCCCACACGUGUAUAUUUGUAUGGCUAUUAUUUUAUAUAAUUUCAUUAAAUAUAUGUUUGUAUAAUAAUUAAAAAUAUAAUACCAGAUUUGUCUUCAUACAGAAGACGGCUGUCCGAAUUGUCGAUAACCCCACACUCACGAAUUGUUUGGGACCUCUAGGUCUGCGAGGGACCUCAGAUUUCUUCGUGUUUUGUACCGUAUGUUACAUGUGAAGUGCUCUGAGGAAUUGUUGGAGGUGUUCCCAUCAUCUCGUUUUUACCACCGCCUGUCACCCGAGCAGAGUUCACCCAUACUACCACUGUCUUCAUCCACAGUGCGUUUCCAGAGAUAUUUUUGCCAUGUACCAUCCGGAUUUGGAAUGGGUUUCCUUCUAUAGGGCUUGCAGAGAACACUUAACGGUAGCCAGGGGCUUCGCUCUGCUUCUGGGAUUGUUGACCUCUAUGAGCAACGGUAACCACUUAUUAUCAGGUCGGCCGUACGCUCGUCUGCUAAAACGGCAAUAUACAAAAAAAAGUUAUGUUCUUAAAAAGAUACAAUAUUAAUUUACGUUUUGGCCGGAGUUCUCGUAACAAUAAAUCGAAAGACCCGCAAGCUCGUUUCCGUCAAUCUUAAUGUUUACUUCCAUUUUAAAAUCCUGAAGUACUACGCUCCAGAAUUGAUAUCGGGUCGAUAUCUUUAUUCAGAUUUAGUAUUGUUAUACAUAAUUGUAUCCUUGUGCUUCUAGUUUCAUUUAUUUUCAUUCCACAGAUGAUCCGGCUCUAUCACAGGAACUAAGUUACCGUUGAUCGUGAGCACCAACAUUGCCUCAGGAAUUCCGGCGCCGAUGCCUAUCAUAUUUUUUCCAGUAGGUUAUAGUUAGGUUAUAGAUAAUAAAUAUAAUGUAUAGGUAUUUAAUAAAAGAGCUAAAACAUUAAUAUA
Messenger RNA from Bombyx mori (domestic silkworm), 5875 nucleotides. RefSeq names its product synapse-associated protein of 47 kDa. The transcript is spliced from 6 exons. NCBI's taxonomy places the organism in Eukaryota, Metazoa, Arthropoda, Insecta, Lepidoptera, Bombycidae. The record is from RefSeq and is a predicted model, not a curated record. Bases 676 to 1311 code for a protein of 211 amino acids.